GCAAGGAUAAAACUCCCCGACAGCAUUCCCAGCUAGGUCGCAGCCUGGGGAGCUAAGUGCCUUGUCCGGUUCCGGGACACGCAGUGUGCACCCAUCGUUGGACUCACUCGCCGGAAGGCAUCAUGCCCCAGAACGUGGUCCUCCCGGGCCCUGCGCCCUGGGGCUUCAGACUCUCGGGGGGCAUAGACUUCAACCAGCCUUUGGUCAUCACCAGGAUCACUCCGGGAAGCAAGGCGGCAGCUGCCAACCUGUGUCCUGGAGAUGUCAUCCUGGCUAUUGAUGGCUUCGGUACAGAGUCCAUGACCCAUGCUGAUGCACAGGACAGGAUUAAAGCAGCAUCAUAUCAACUGUGUCUCAAGAUUGACAGGGCGGAAACCCGCUUAUGGUCUCCACAGGUGUCUGAAGACGGAAAAGCACAUCCUUUCAAAAUAAACUUAGAAGCUGAACCACAGGAUGUGAACUACUUUGAACACAAGCACAAUAUUCGGCCCAAACCUUUCAUAAUUCCAGGCCGAACCAGCGGCUGCAGCACUCCUUCCGGUAUUGACGGUGGCAGUGGACGUAGCACCCCUUCUUCUGUCAGUACCGUUAGUACCAUCUGCCCAGGGGACUUAAAGGUUGCGGCUAAGAUGGCCCCUAACAUUCCUUUGGAAAUGGAACUUCCCGGCGUGAAGAUUGUGCACGCCCAAUUUAACACACCUAUGCAGUUGUACUCAGAUGACAAUAUCAUGGAAACACUUCAGGGUCAGGUUUCCACAGCUCUAGGGGAGACACCCUCGAUGAGUGAACCCACGGCCUCAGUACCCCCUCAUUCAGAUGUGUACCGCAUGCUCCAUGACAAUCGGGAUGAACCAACUCCUCCUCGCCAGUCCGGCUCCUUCAGGGUGCUCCAGGAACUAGUGAACGACGGGUCUGAUCAUCGCCCUGCUGGAACUAGGAGCGUGAAGGCUCCGGUUACGAAAGUCCACGGCGGAGCUGGCGGUGCCCCAAGGAUGCCACUCUGCGACAAGUGUGGGGGUGGCAUUGUAGGCGCUGUUGUCAAGGCCCGGGAUAAAUACCGGCACCCCGAGUGCUUUGUGUGCGCUGACUGUAACCUCAACCUCAAGCAGAAAGGCUACUUCUUCGUGGAGGGGGAGCUGUACUGUGAGACCCACGCGAGAGCCCGCACGAGACCCCCAGAAGGCUACGACACCGUCACUCUGUACCCCAAAGCUUAAGUCCUUUGCAAAUGAGAACCCGCAUGCACGCAUGCACGCACCCACGCACAUGUACACUGGCCGAUGAUAUGGAUGGCUUUAGCAGAAGGAACACAGUCCCCUCCCAAUCUGAAGCCAAGGCUUUUAGGCAUGUAUCUUAUUGUCUAGUGAGGGAAAGAAAUGGGGAGCCAAAGGCUCCCAAAAACAAGUGUUACCUAUGGUUUGUAACUCUUCAACUUUGGGGACAGCAAUGGUGACAUUUAAAGCAAUAAUGUUUCAAUGUUACACUCCACAAGUUCCAUCUGUUAGACAACCAUCGGAUGUGUAAACACAUGGAUAUUUGGGGGAGUCAAGUGGUUUUUCCUCCAAAAUUGCUUUUGAUAAUUGUAGUAAGUGGUGCCAAAUAGCAAUCUUAUACUCUAACAAAACUCGCAGGUGUCUGUGUCUGUUUUUCCUAACGUGCCUGUCAGGAAGACAUUUCCAGGAUUUCUCUGUUUUACAUGCAAACAGCUGUAUCACUGGAUGACACAACCCGAUAAAUACGUGAAGCAUGUUUUUUAAUUCAUGGUGAAGUGGUAAUCAGUGGGUUCAUCAUUUCAGCAAGAGGACCCACUCCUCUCUUAGCAUGUAAACUAACAAAUAUUUUAAGAAAUCUGUGCCCUCGUCAGUUUUAAUAGUUCAGUCUUUUAUGUGUAUGGUAGGGGUUGGAAUACGCUCAUAGGGUAGGGGGCCUGGAGCAUGACCAUGUUUGUGGAGGCCAGAGGUCACCCUUCACAUCAUUCUUCAGGAGCCAUCAACGUUGGGUUUUGAGACAAGAUCUCUCCCGGGGACUCCGGGCUUGCUGAUUCGGGUAGGAUGAGUAGUCAGCAACCCAGGCAUCUGCAUCCCCAGGUGACAUCACAGGCAGCUGUCAGCCCCUCUGCCUUUUUAUAAGAGUGCUGAGGGUCAAACGUUGGCCUUCCCGCUUGGUAGGCAAGCUCUUCACUGACUGAAGUACUUCCUGCCCCCCCCCACCCCGCUGUUUCUUAUGGGCCCUAAGUUUCUGCUGAUGGAAGGAGCCUUGAAAUUUUCUAAUUUAAGGCAAUUCAGUAUGUUUCCCAUUAUACUUUUUUUUUUUUUUUGCUUUGGCUUGUGCUCUUUUUAUCUUUAUUUGUUUUAUUGUAUUACAUGAGUAUUUUGCCUGCGAGUAUGUAUGUGUACCACGUGCAUGCCUGAUGCCUACGGAGGUCUGACGAAAGUGAUGGGUCCCCUGGAACCGGAGUCGUGGAAGGUUGUGAGCCACUAUGGAGCUGCUAGGUAGGAACUAAACCCUGGUCCUCUGCAAGAAUGGCAUGUGCUCUUAACGAAUGAGCCAUGUCUCCAGCCCCCAGCAUGGGCUCUUUUGGUGAGAUGUCUCUUUCACGUGAACAUUCAGUGAAAUGGAAAGCUAAGGUCCACCAGGACUGUUUGUUUCUCUCUCUGACUUGGCAGCACCCUCUUCUGUAUCCCAGGAUGACAUCUCUAUGGGGAGACCUCCUGGAGAAGGUGGGUACUGCCUCCCUGCUAGGACUUGCUGGUCCCCACUGCCGAUCUCCACGCCUUUGCUGUGAACUUGCUCUUGACAUAGUUCAGCCGAGGCCUUAACCUUGGCUCCUUUGUCAUCUCUAAAACUCUUAGCUCAGUCUUCCAAGGAGUCUUGAAUUGGGACCUGAACUCUGUCUGGCCCCUGGCCCGGGCAGUCUGCCAUGGAAGUCCUGCUAAGACUCACCUUCCCAGUCACCUAAGCUAGCCCCACAGCAAAGCCCUUGACUUGUGCCUCUCACCUACUUCCUUCCCUGGUGACACUAGAGCAGGUCUGAGUUUGUCCUUUUAAAGGUCACACAGUGGGGGAGCAGUGAGAUGGGGUGAUGACUGUCUCAGGGAGUCUGCCUUUCAUGGUGUCACUCAGCCGUGCCUACCUGCUGGAGCUGCUGCUUGCUAACCUGGAGCACGUGUCUUCCUCCUAGAGUGUCAAGUAUGAGACAUUUAACUGUCUCUGACCCUGACUUCUCCAGAGAAUUCCUGCCUGGCUCCCAUAGGCAUUUGCGAUUAUAACCUCUGCAAUAAAACAUGUUUGUUACUAGAGCUAUUAAAACUGGUAAGUUCUGAUUGAGGUCUAGAGAUGUGAAUUGUGUAAAAUGCAUUUCAUUUUUGCUCAAAGGUUAUUUUUAAGAAUUUGUCCUGGAAAACAAAGUUUUGGAAGGUGGAAGUUAAAUGAAUGAUAACUGGCUGAGAAAAUUAAAACCAAAACCAGCAACAGAGUAAAUAGAAAUACAGGUGAAUUUACUUUCUAGACUCUUGAAAAGCAUCAGAAUUGACAAGACCAGGGCCAGAGGCCAGAGGUUAAAGAUGGGGCCACCAAAGGAGAAAUAAAUGGAAUGUAUUUAAGACACACUUCUCAGUUGGUGGAGUUCUUGCCUUCCAUACACAAAGCCCCAGAGUUGAUCCUCCACUUUAAAUAACCCAAGUGUGGAUCAUAUCUGUAAUCCUAGCACUCGGGAGGCAAAAUCAGAAGGAUCAGAAGUUCAAGGUCAUCCUCAGCUACAUAACACUUUCAGAACCAGAUACACCGGUCACUAUUUCAAACCACAAACAACAACAAAGAAGUAUUCAGUGCCUACACGCCACCUACUGAGUCUUACAUACUCACAUCAGUGAGCCUUACACUGUGGAACCAGAAAAGGAAGCACAGGGAACGACUGUAUACUUGUCUAAACACAGAAUAAAUUAAGAUCGGAUGGCUCAUGAAGAAACAUUAGACAUUAGUGUACACUGUGUUUCGGAUGUUAGAUGAUAUUUUCCAAGAGGGGCAUGGAGACAUGUGUCUGUAAUCCCAGCAUGUGGGACUGAGACAGAAAGAUUAUCUUGAGAUUGGAGGCUAGCCUGGGCUACCCAUUGAGACCUUGUCUUAAUUAAUCAGUCAGUCAAUAAACACAGAAAUGAUGGUGGAUUUCUUUAAAUUAUAGUUCACAUAUUUUAAGUGCAGUAGAGCACAUAAUGAAUUGCUCAUGCUCAACUUUAAUAAGGAACUUCUUAUUAUAGUAAUGUAUGAUAGUGUCUGUAAAAUCUGACAUUUCAGAGAGAUAUUGGCUGAAAUUAGAUAAUUUAGAUUAUACGAUUAAGGCUUCUGAGAUAAGCCCCAAAACUUCACAUUCAUUAUUUAGAAUAAAUACUAUUCUUCAAACAAUUCAACCUAAAGUUUUUAAUAUAUAGAAGAAUUUAUAAUUAAUAAAGAGAAAUGAAUGUCAUAUGAAAACUAUUUUAAAGUAUGUAAGGUAAGACAUAAAAAAUCAAUGAUAAAAAUUAAAGAGAAUUAUUUAAAGUA
Messenger RNA from Peromyscus californicus insignis, 4539 nucleotides. It is a transcript of the gene Pdlim3, whose product is annotated as PDZ and LIM domain 3. The record is from RefSeq and is a predicted model, not a curated record. Gene Ontology annotation, cellular component: adherens junction; Z disc; filamentous actin. The coding region runs from base 123 to 1217 and encodes 364 amino acids. Gene Ontology annotation, molecular function: actin binding; muscle alpha-actinin binding. Gene Ontology annotation, biological process: heart development; actin cytoskeleton organization; muscle structure development. NCBI's taxonomy places the organism in Eukaryota, Metazoa, Chordata, Mammalia, Rodentia, Cricetidae. The transcript is spliced from 8 exons.